Molecule: messenger RNA, 1752 nt
Organism: Populus euphratica (Euphrates poplar)
Lineage: Eukaryota; Viridiplantae; Streptophyta; Magnoliopsida; Malpighiales; Salicaceae
Exons: 9
Coding region: 334-1395 (353 amino acids)
Source: RefSeq, a predicted model, not a curated record
GAGAUUCAAAGCUUCCUUCCCAUCACCAACAGCAACAGCAUCAACGCCAGCAUUCCACCCUUUUCUCCAUUCCCAUUUCUCUUCCAUUUAUAUAUAAAUAAAUCUCUCUCUCUUUCUCUCAUUCUCAAUCAAAGCAAACAGAGUUGCAAAGAAAAAAGGGGCAAAAACAAAAACAAAAAAACCCCUUUUAGUAUUCUUUCAUAGAUAGAUUUCAGUUAUCAAGAAUUGCCAAAGUCUCAGCUGCAUUGAUUGCAUUUUGAAAAUUUUGGAUCAAAUUAUGAGGUGAAUCAGAUCUGGAUCAAGGAGAUAGAGUGAUUUUGAAUAGAAGUGAAAAUGAGUGAGGGCCAGAAAUUCCAGCUAGGGACCGUUGGGGCUUUGAGUUUAUCAGUGGUUUCGUCGGUUUCUAUUGUGAUUUGCAAUAAGGCUCUCAUUAGCACUCUUGGCUUCACUUUUGCCACAACGUUGACAAGCUGGCAUCUUCUGGUCACGUUUUGUUCUCUUCACAUGGCAUUAUGGAUGAAAUUGUUUGAACACAAGCCUUUUGAUGCAAGAGCGGUAAUGGGAUUUGGCAUACUAAAUGGGAUAUCCAUUGGACUUUUGAAUCUUAGCUUGGGUUUCAACUCAGUUGGUUUUUAUCAGAUGACAAAAUUGGCUAUCAUCCCAUGUACUGUUCUUUUGGAGACGCUUUUCUUCCGUAAGCAAUUCAGUCGGAGUAUCCAGCUUUCACUGACCAUUCUUCUUAUGGGUGUUGGAAUUGCAACUGUGACUGAUCUUCAGCUCAAUGUCCUGGGAUCUAUCUUGUCUCUGCUUGCAGUCCUUACAACCUGUGUUGCUCAGAUUAUGACCAAUACCAUCCAGAAGAAGUUCAGAGUCUCUUCAACACAACUUCUGUACCAGUCUUGCCCCUAUCAGGCAUUAACUUUGUUCAUUGUUGGCCCAUUCCUGGAUGGGCUUCUGACUAACAAAAACGUUUUUGCUUUCAAAUACACCCCUCUAGUGCUGUUCUUCAUUGUUCUAUCCUGCCUGAUCUCUGUCUCUGUGAACUUCAGUACUUUUCUGGUGAUUGGAAAGACAUCUCCGGUCACCUAUCAAGUCCUAGGACAUCUGAAAACAUGCCUAGUUUUGGCAUUUGGCUAUGUUCUCCUUCGUGAUCCAUUUAGCUGGCGCAACAUUUUGGGAAUCCUCAUUGCAGUGGUUGGAAUGGUACUGUAUUCUUACUGUUGCACCCUUGAGAAUCAGCAGAAGCAAAAUGAAGCACCAGCAAAAUUGCCUGAGGUCAAGGAAAGUGAAACUGAUCCUUUAAUCAGCGCAGAAAAUGGAACUGGGAUCUUAGCUGAUGGUGGCGUACCAAAAGUAGUCCCCUUGUGGAACUCAAACAAGGACUUGGAUGCAUAAACAUUCUCAUUUUUAUAAAUUCAUUUGCUCUAGAUCAAAAUCUGGAAACAAAACUGUCUCAGCAAUGAAGAUGUUGCUGGCAAGGAUGUAUCACAUAGCUGGAGUUUGUGGUCUUCUGAGAUCGUUGCAUCUAUUAUAUCAGAUAAAAGAGUUGAACAAACAUGUUAUUAAUAUAGCAGUUUUGGCUUAGUUUUGUAUGAAUCGCACAGGGCAAGGGUAUGAUACUAGGAUUUGAUUUCUUAAAUGUAUACUUUUGUUACAGCAGAAUGCAAAAUUUUUACUAUUUGUUCUCAGGUUGUAUUCCUAUUCAUCGGUGAAGAAGAACAAAUACAUAUCUUGUCCUUAAGUUGCCAGUAA